Molecule: messenger RNA, 2447 nt
Organism: Gavialis gangeticus (Gharial)
Lineage: Eukaryota; Metazoa; Chordata; Crocodylia; Gavialidae
Gene: KATNAL2
Product: katanin catalytic subunit A1 like 2
Exons: 16
Coding region: 177-1805 (542 amino acids)
Molecular function (GO): ATP hydrolysis activity; ATP binding; protein binding
Source: RefSeq, a predicted model, not a curated record
UUUUCCGACAGUCCCCCGUUCUGUUUAGUCAGUGUUGCAGUCAGGUCCCACCCCCCGCGCUCUGAUUGGUCAGCGGCGCACACCCGUCCCCGCCCAUCUCCCCCUCCGCUGUGAGAGUAGCGAGUGUGUCCGCGGCCCGUGCCUGUUAGUCCGCGGCCGAGCGGUUUCUCCCCGCCAUGGAGCUGUCGUACCAGACCCUGAAAGCAGCCUACCAGGCCAAGGAGGCGGAGGAGAUGCGGACAGAAGCCCGUCGAAAAAAUCUUCUCAUUCUCAUUUUGCAUUAUUUAACAGAGGAAGGGUAUAUUGAUGCUGCAAAUGCUUUGGAACAAGAAACCAAAUUAGGUUUACGCGGCUUUGAAGUUUGUGACAACGUUGAUCUUGAGACUAUUUUGAUGGAAUAUGAAAGCUAUUACUAUGUCAAAUUCCAAAAAUACCCUAAAAUUACCAAAAAGAUCCAAGACACCGCAGAAAAUAAGCAACAGCUAAGAAAUGGAGGGAGACCACGAAGGACAGCAAGUAGCUCUUCUCAUAAUCUCCCUAGGAUCAACCAUCAUCAAACAGUGCAGCGGCCAUUAUCAAAAACUUCAUCUGGAAGGACAGCCGAGCCUAAACCAUCUAGCAAGAAUACCCCCAAACAGGAGCAUGACCACACACUUACUCUGGAGCAAUCUGAUUUUGGCUUAAACAUAUCUUCAAUAAACAGAAGUGGUGGAGGAGAAAGCGGUCAUCCAAGGAGGGGCCAAUUAAUUGACUUCCGUGGGAUGAUUCAAGACGCCAUCAAAGGAUCAUCAAAUGAAAUAGCCUUAAACAGCCUUAACUAUGAUCCAGAUCCUUCUGAGCGAUUAUUAAAACCUCUGAGUGCUUUCAUUGGCAUGACUGGUGAGAUGAGAGAACUUGCAACGGUCAUAAGCAGAGACAUUUAUCUCCAUAAUCCAAACAUAAAGUGGGAUGACAUUAUUGGACUUGAUGCAGCCAAGCAGUUAGUCAAGGAAGCAGUUGUGUAUCCUAUAAGGUAUCCACAGCUGUUUACAGGGAUUCUCUCCCCGUGGAAAGGAUUAUUACUGUAUGGACCUCCAGGUACUGGGAAGACUUUGCUAGCUAAGGCUGUUGCCACUGAAUGCAACACAACUUUCUUCAACAUUUCAGCCUCCACCAUCGUCAGCAAGUGGAGGGGCGAUUCAGAAAAACUUGUCCGGGUUUUAUUUGAACUUGCCCGGUACCAUGCUCCUUCCACGAUUUUCUUGGAUGAGCUGGAGUCAGUAAUGAGUCAGAGAGGAACCGCUCCUGGUGGCGAGCACGAAGGAAGCCGGCGGAUGAAAACUGAAUUACUGGUGCAGAUGGAUGGCUUGGCCCGAUCUGAUGAUCUUGUAUUUGUUUUAGCAGCUUCUAAUCUGCCAUGGGAGUUAGAUUAUGCCAUGUUGCGCCGGCUGGAGAAGAGGAUCCUGGUUGACCUCCCAAAUAAAGGAGCAAGGCAGGCUAUGAUUCAGCACUGGCUGCCCCCUGUGAGCAACAGCGGAGGAGUGGAGCUGAGAACAGAGCUGGACUAUGGCUUGCUGGGCCAGGAGACUGGAGGGUACUCGGGGUCGGACAUUAAACUGGUCUGCAAGGAAGCAGCUAUGCGGCCAGUGAGGAAAAUCUUCAGUGCCCUUGAGAAUCAUCAGCCCGGUAGUAGUACUUUACCCAUAAUCCGACUGGACACGGUCACGACAGCAGAUUUCCUGGAUGUGAUUGCUCACACUAAGCCAUCGGCAAAGAAUUUAAGUCAGAAGUACACGGCCUGGCAGAGGGAAUUUGAGUCAGUCUGAGCCAGCAUUGGGCUAAAAUCAGAGGCACCCAUGCUCCAAGAUGACAUCUCCUUGGGUUCGGCUGCAUUGGGAGGGACUAAACUCAGAAGGAAAAACUAUAUAAAAGAAAGAAAGAAAGAAAAUGCAGGAGACUCUGGGUGACAGAAUCUGCACUUUCAAAUCUAUAAGGUGUAUUUUAUUUAAUUUUUCUGGCAAACAAGUGGUAUUCUUCAUGACAGUACCACCCUACAGCUAAUGUGCUAUGAAGAUUUUAGCACAUAUUUUAUGCAUAAUGACUCGUCUUCUGCAAUCUAUAUUCAUUGCAGCUGAUUUUCUCUUCUUGAGGGAGAGGGACAGAGAAGUGAGCUAGCUGAGGAAGAACUAGAAGACCAAUAAAAUUUUGCUUCUCAGGGAUUUCUUGCACUCAAGCUAGUCUGGCUGUACUGCUAGGAACGCUGCAACUGACAGUGAGGCAGACAUGAUAUUUUCCCCCUGGGAUAAACCCUGGCAUCUUGUGUUUGCCUUGUGGCUGUUACCUGGAUGCCACUUUGAUCUGGGCUGUGAUUUGUUCAUCUGCCAAGGUGUUUUGUCCAUCUCAUCCAAUGUGCUUUGGUCAAAUGUUUUAUCCAAAUAAAGGUUUGGCUUUGUGGAAUGAUACUGCAA